GGACUCAAACCAUCUCUUGAUCAGAGAUAGACAGAGAUAGAGAGAGGUUUCUCUCUCUGUUCAUGAAUGUUCUGAUAACAAUAGUAGAGAGUCUGAAGUUGCUUCAUUAAAGAGACAGAGAGACCAGAGCAGAGCACUGAUCCCGAUGAGGAUCUUGGCAGCAGCUUUGUGCCUGCAACUGCUGUACUUGAGCUCUUCCUGCUACGGAGAAGUCAAGACAACUGCGGCAGUUAUCGAGGUUGUUGGGUUCGGGGAAUGUGCAGAGUGUCAGAGCACUAAUGUCGAGCCCAGCAAGGCCUUCAAAGGGCUUCAGGUGACGAUUGACUGCAAGAAGGCAAAUGGGGAGAUCAAGAGAAGGGGAGUCGGGGUGCUCAGCAAGCAAGGCAAGUUCACGGUGUCUCUUGGCCAUGAAAUGGUACAAAAUGGCAAGUUGAAGGAAGAGUGCUAUGCCCAGCUUCACAGUGCCUCCGCAGAGCCCUGCCCUGUCCAUGGUUCCUUCGACUCCUCCAAGGUUGUCUUCAAAUCCGUGGAGCAAGGCAAGCACACAUUUGGCUUGGCGGGCAAGCUAAAGUUCUCGCCGGUGACUUGCUCCUCAGCCUUCCUCUGGCCUUUCUUCAUGCACCCACCAUUGCCCAAAUUGCCCCCACUACCAAAGUGGCCACCUUUGCAUAAAGACCACCCUUGGUUUAAGCACUUCCCACACCACCCGAUUUACAAGAAGCCACUCCCACCGCCGGCACCCUAUUACGCUAAGCCUUUCCCACCACCCGUUCCGGUCUAUAAGAAGCCUCUCCCACCACCCGUUCCAGUCUACAAGAAGCCUAAACCACCCCCGGUUCCGGUGUACAAGAAGCCUCUCCCUCCCCCAGCACCCGUAUACAAGAAGCCACCAGUGUACAAGCCUCCUGUAUACAAGAAGCCUCUCCCGCCACCAGCACCCGUAUACAAGAAGCCACCAGUGUACAAGCCUCCUGUAUACAAGAAGCCACUCCCACCUCCCGUCCCAAAAUUCAAGAAGCCCUGUCCCCCAAUCCCGAAGUUCAAGCUGCCACCAAUUCCGGUGUACAAGAAGCCACUUCCACCACCCAUUCCGGUAUAUAAGAAGCCGCUUCCUCCUAUUCCAGUGUACAAGAAGCCACUUCCACCACCCAUUCCGGUAUAUAAGAAGCCGCUUCCUCCUAUUCCAGUGUACAAGAAGCCACUUCCACCACCCAUUCCGGUAUAUAAGAAGCCGCUUCCUCCUAUUCCAGUGUACAAGAAGCCACUUCCACCACCCAUUCCGGUAUAUAAGAAGCCGCUUCCUCCUAUUCCAGUCCACAAGCCUCUGCCUCCGGUCCCCAAGUUUCCGCUCCCGACACCAAUUCCUGUAUAUAAGAAGCCGCUUCCUCCAAUCCCGAAGAUCCCCCCAUUCUAUAAGCCGCCAUGCCCGCCGCUUCCUAAGCAUCCUUCCCUCCCUAAGGUCCCUCCGUACCAUCACCCUUAAGAUAUUAUCCAAACAUAAAUAUUUGCUUUCUGGUGCAAGUAGGAGUGAACUUCUUCGAUCACUUAGCUUAGUGAAGGCUACACUUGGGUUUCGAACAUAAUGGUGUCUGGUGUAAUAAUGCCUUUCAAGCUGGGACAAGUCAGAAUUUGAGUGCAGAGAUCGAAAUUGGAAAUUAGAAAAAAAAAUGUCGUUAUAAUUAAUAUUUAUCUGUAUUAUUGUGGUUGAAACUUAAUUAAUAGAACGUGUGUGCAUGCUUUUGCUAAUUUUAGUGAAUUGGAAGUCAUGCCGAGGUUUCCUA
Messenger RNA from Punica granatum (pomegranate), 1781 nucleotides. NCBI's taxonomy places the organism in Eukaryota, Viridiplantae, Streptophyta, Magnoliopsida, Myrtales, Lythraceae. The record is from RefSeq and is a predicted model, not a curated record.